Pleuronectes platessa (European plaice) is the source of this 4336-nucleotide messenger RNA. It is a transcript of the gene hcn4, whose product is annotated as hyperpolarization activated cyclic nucleotide-gated potassium channel 4. Lineage: Eukaryota; Metazoa; Chordata; Actinopteri; Pleuronectiformes; Pleuronectidae. The transcript has 8 exons. Gene Ontology annotation, cellular component: membrane. Gene Ontology annotation, biological process: potassium ion transport; transmembrane transport. Bases 44 to 4336 code for a protein of 1430 amino acids. Gene Ontology annotation, molecular function: voltage-gated potassium channel activity. The record is from RefSeq and is a predicted model, not a curated record.
AACUGGAUCUAUUGCAUUUUCUCCGCUGGGUCUCAAUGUCAUAAUGGACAGGUUACACUCCUCCAUGCGUAAAAGGCUCUACAGUUUGCCACAGCACAUUGGACAGAAAGCAUCCAUAAUGGGCGAGGGAGAAGACGCAGACAAGGACACCCGGAGGAAGAGCAUCAGGAUGAAGCCUCUGCCGUCGCCGACCUCUGGGGGAAGCUGCAAAGGCAUCGGGGAGUCUAAAAGUGGGGAGUCCGUGAUCAUGGAGACGGACAUGGGGAGACCGAUGAAGACCAGCUCGAACGGAGACUGCCGGAGGUUUCGAGGCAGCCUCUCCUCCAUCACGAGUCGGCAUGUGCACGACUCGGACUCGGCGGAGGAGAGGCGCCUGAUCACCGAGGGGGAUGUCACCCCGAGCGAGGAGACCCCCCCCGGAGCCAUCGGCGAGGGGCCGCCGGACCAAGGCGCGCAAGGGGCCAGCGGUGGCGGCGCUGCCCAGAGCGAGUCCCUGGGUCAGCAGUCAGGGUUUAUAAAGUUGGACGGCAUCGACCAAAUUCUGCCGGACGACGAGAGAUUAUAUCAGGCUGGGUUCAUGCACAGACAGUUUGGAGCGAUGCUUCAACCGGGGGUCAACAAGUUCUCUCUGAGGAUGUUUGGGAGUGAGAAGGCGGUGGAAAGGGAACAAGAGCGGGUUAAAUCCGCUGGAUUUUGGAUAAUUCACCCAUACAGUGAUUUCAGGUUUUACUGGGACUUGACCAUGCUGCUGCUGAUGGUUGGCAACCUCAUCAUCAUCCCGGUGGGCAUAACGUUCUUCAAGGAUGAGCACACGCCCCCCUGGAUCGUGUUUAACGUUGUGUCCGACACUUUCUUCCUCAUGGACUUGGUCCUCAACUUUAGGACAGGCAUUGUCAAGGAGGACAACACAGAGAUCAUUCUGGAUCCGCAGAAGAUCAAGAUUAAGUACUUGCGCAGCUGGUUUGUGGUGGACUUCAUCUCCUCCAUUCCUGUGGACUACAUCUUCCUCAUAGUGGAGACACGCAUCGACUCAGAUUUCUACAAGACAGCGCGCGCAUUGCGGAUUGUCCGCUUCACUAAGAUCCUCAGCCUGCUGCGACUUCUGCGCCUCUCGAGACUCAUUCGCUACAUCCACCAGUGGGAAGAGAUCUUCCACAUGACCUAUGACCUGGCCAGCGCCAUGGUGAGGAUCGUCAACCUGAUCGGCAUGAUGCUGCUGCUGUGUCACUGGGACGGCUGCCUGCAGUUCCUGGUGCCCAUGCUGCAGGACUUCCCCCCCGACUGCUGGGUGUCCAAAAAUAAGAUGGUGAACGACACAUGGGGACAGCAGUACUCCUACGCACUUUUCAAAGCUAUGAGCCACAUGCUGUGUAUCGGGUAUGGCAUGUACCCCCCGGUGGGCAUGACAGACGUGUGGCUGACCAUCCUCAGCAUGAUCGUGGGCGCAACCUGCUACGCCAUGUUCGUGGGCCACGCCACCGCGCUAAUCCAAUCGCUGGACUCAUCUCGGCGGCAGUACCAGGAGAAGUACAAACAGGUGGAGCAGUACAUGUCCUUCCAUAAACUACCGGCAGAUAUGAGGCAGAGAAUCCACGACUACUACGAGCACCGUUACCAGGGCAAGAUGUUCGACGAGGAGAGCAUCCUGGGAGAGCUGAACGAGCCUCUCAGAGAGGAAAUCAUCAACUUCAACUGUCGAAAGCUGGUGGCGUCAAUGCCUCUAUUUGCAAAUGCCGACCCCAACUUUGUCACCUCCAUGCUCACCAAGCUGAAAUUUGAGGUGUUCCAGCCCAGGGAUUACAUCAUCAGGGAGGGCACCAUCGGCAAGAAGAUGUACUUUAUCCAACACGGGGUUGUCGGUGUCCUCACCAAAGGCACUAAAGAGACCAAGCUGUCUGACGGCUGCUACUUCGGAGAGAUUUGUUUGCUGACGCGGGGUAGAAGGACAGCCAGCGUGCGAGCGGACACAUACUGUCGCCUGUACUCACUGUCUGUCGACAACUUCAAUGAGGUGCUGGAGGAGUAUCCUAUGAUGAGAAGGGCCUUUGAAACGGUUGCACUAGACAGAUUGGACCGUAUAGGCAAGAAAAACUCCAUCCUGCAGCAUAAGGUUCAAAACGACCUCAGCUCUGGUGUACUCAACUACCAGGAGAAUGAGAUCAUACAGCAGAUUGUGCAGCAUGAUAGGGACAUGGCGCACUGCGCCCACCUCAUGCAGAAUGCUCCACCCCAGACGCCUCCCUCGCCAACUCCUGUCAUCUGGGCCCCCCUCAUCCAGGCCCCUCUCCAAGCAGCAGCCGCCACCACUUCAGUAGCCAUUGCACUGACGCACCAUCCCCUCUUCCCGCCAACACUCUUCAGGCCUCCAGUUUCUGUUCUGGGGUCCCUAAAGGACCCUUCCAGUCGAUUCAAGAAGUUCCAUGCAUUUGUUCCUUCAUCCACAACACCUGGCUCUGCUAAGAUAUCCCCCUCUAGCACACCCGCUCAACUGCACACUGAGGUGGACAUGCCAUUGUUGGCCUCUUUUCAGGCCCAACAAAAUACUGCAGUUUCAGGGGCAACUGGCUCUCGCCAACAGGCUUCAGGUAGCACAGGCCAGCAAGGACCUAGUAGGGGUGGAUCUUCUUCAAGUGGAGGAGGGGUGUCUGCCUUCCCUUUUGGACCUUACUCAUCCACUGGAUCACCCUCAUCUAGUAUGGCCCAGCUGCACCCACAGCCACAGCAUCAUCAGCCCUUUCGAUCCAGCACUCCACCUCUUUCAAACCUCUUCAACCAGGGAUCUACAGGUGGAAGCACAGGGUCAGGAAUAAGUGGAGGGGCAGUUGGAGCCUGUGGUGGUGCCACAGGAUGGUCUACAGGUGGAGCGGUAGGAGGUUCUGUGGAAGACGCCAAUGGACGAGACCUUCCUUGGGCUGGAGAGGAAUUUGUAACUGGAACAACAGAAUCUACUCUUGAAGGGCACUUUGGUUUGGGAGGAGCUAAUGGUGGGUCAGUAGGAGGUAUCUCAGGGGAAUCAUUGGGAGGGAUCUCUGAUGGGUCAGGGGGUGCUGCUUAUAGCAGGUUAGCAGGUGGAGCAUCAGGUGGGUCAGUAGGGGGCAUUGCUUGUGGGCCAAUAGGUGAUGCAGCCAGGAGAUCAAUGGGAGGGUUAUCUAGAGGAUCAGUUGGAAGGGCUUCUGGCGGAUCAGUACCAGGGUCCACUGGAGAAUUAUUUGUAGUGACGUCCACUGGAGCAUCAUUUGGUGGAACAUCUAGUGGAUCGAUAGGAAUGGUAGGGAAUCCUAGUGGAUCGUUGAGAAAGGCUUCCAGUGGAUCAACAAGUACAUCAACUAGCCAUUCAGGAGGAGGGUUGAGUGGGACAGGGGGAGGGGUAAUUGGAGGACAUAUUGGCAGAGCAGCAGGAGGGGCAGUAGGGGGUCAUAUUGGAGAGGCUAUAGCUAGUCCUGGAGGAGUGGCUUCUGUUGGAAUUACAGCUGGACAUAUUGGUUCCUCCUGUUGUCAGAGUCCUAUAUCUACUGGCUCAUCCAGCCCUAUGCCAGGGCAGCUUCUCCAUAGCCAGCCCCCUCCAAAGCCCCCUCAGGUGACUCCGCUGCAGCAGUUUGCUGGGGGAGGCAGGACUACCAGUGGCUUAAACCUCUUCCAUUCCCCUACACAAGGCUCCCCAUCCUCCAGCAGAGGACAGUCCAGCCUGCAGCCUGCUGAGGGCUCCCCAUCUUCCCUCAGCCAUUUUAGCAUUUCAGGCCUCCAGUCUGGCUUUCUUCCACACCAGAUAUCCCUAGAGAGGUCUGCCCUGGCCUCACUGGCCCAGUAUGGUUCAGCAAACGCCUCCCCCUGCCUUACCCCAGGGGCACCAAGCCCUACUGUUCAAAGCCCAGUGGCUGGCAGAACUUUCCACUACAGUGACCCCUCCAGUACCACAGGAUCCCACAGUUCGCUGCUGAUGCCUCAGUCAUCUGUCCCUUCACAGCUUCCCAGUCAGCCACAAACAACAGGGAGAGAUUCUCCACUGGGUCGCUUUUCUGAGGACCUAAAGCUUUUAUCCAGCUCACACCCAUCUCUGCCCCAGGAAGUUACCCAGUACUUCGCCCACCAAUCUCCUCACUCCUCGGUGGAAACUGGAUAUUACCCCUCACCCUUUUCCUCACCCACUCUUAUGCCCAAACCCUGUAGCUCAGUGCCAGGGCACAUGACUCCUCCUAUCCAGAUGUCUCCAGGGCACCCUCACCAGACUCAGUCCCCGGAGGCCUCCUCAGCCUUGCUUCUACGGAGGGGCUCAUCCACCUACUCAUCUGAUCUAGAACCUCAAACUGUCCGCUCUAAACUCCCUUCCAAUUUGUGA